AUGUUGGACACACUGGCGAUAUCCCUGGCGGCACUUGUGGUGUUAGCUUUCUCGGUGCUCGUGGCGUCACUGGUACUUCUCCUGGUGCAACUGCUGAUACUGGUGCUGGUGUUGGUGCUACGCCUGUUGGUGCUGCUGCGGCUAUCGAUGGCGCUGCUGCUUCUCAUGGUGUUGCUGUCAGUAGCUCCGCUAUUGAUGGAGCUGGUCGCGAUGGCGCCGCUUUGGGUGAUUCUGCUGCUCGCGAUGCCACUGUCGUUGGCGCUGCACUGGGUGCUGCUGCUGUACUUCGUUGUGAUGCUUUGGGCGUUAAUUCAGUUUGUGGAGCUGGUCGUGGUGGCGCCACAGUUUUCUGGUCGCGUCUCCUUGGUACCGGGCUUGUUGCUGCUGUUGAUGGUGUGGCCGCUGGUAGUGCCGCUCUUGGUUCUGCUGCUCUUGGUACUGUGGCUAUUAGUGGUGCCGUCGCCAGUCCUGAACGUGGUGUUGGUACUGUGA
Messenger RNA from Aphanomyces astaci, 492 nucleotides. RefSeq lists its product as hypothetical. The coding region runs from base 1 to 492 and encodes 163 amino acids. The transcript has a single exon. The record is from RefSeq and is a predicted model, not a curated record. Lineage: Eukaryota; Oomycota; Saprolegniomycetes; Saprolegniales; Verrucalvaceae.